UUCUUUAUUCACAAGCACAAGGCUAAAGCAGCACAUGUAAGCACUGGCAGAUGCCUGGAGAGAAAGAGAAGGAAAUAGGAUUUUCUGAUUUAUAGAGAUUUUGAGAACAAUUCCAGGCAGAUUUUUAGAGAAAGGUGGGCCAUUUAAGCCAGCAAGACUCUGUCCUGAGGUCUGAACAAUGCUCCUCAUCUUUAAAAGAGAAGACCGGAUCAGCAGAGACCCUCACUUUUGAAAUCACCUCUGCUGUAGAACCUGCACUUUGUCUCUUGCACUCUUUUGCCUAUUUGGAUUAUUCAUUUUUUUCAUUUGUCAUGGAGUUCGCCUGCACGUGAUGAUACAAUGGAACUUGGAGUGUUUGGCUGACACGUGCAUGGAAUGUCAAAGUCGUCAGGAGAGGAGGAAGUCCACAGCGAGAGUCCCCGGUUUCUGGUGGGCUUUGAGGACCAUGAGUGUAAAGAGGACAGCAGAGACAUGAGGAACAAUUCAGAUGUUUAUGAUGAAGAGGAGGAUGAGGAUGAUCUGGCGUCGGAGCGUCAGAUCAUUGUGGGGAUCUGCUCCAUGAUGAAGAAGUCCAACUCCAAGCCGAUGACCCAGAUCAUGGAGCGGCUUUGUAAGUUUGAAUACAUCAAUGUGGUCAUCUUCCCAGAGGAUGUCAUACUUAAUGAGCCAGUGGAGAAGUGGCCAAUGUGUGACUGCCUCAUCUCCUUUCAUUCCAAAGGAUUCCCCCUGGACAAAGCUGUGAGUUAUGCCAAACUAAGGAACCCUCUUCUCAUCAAUGAUCUCAACAUGCAGUACUUCAUUCAGGACAGGAGGGAAGUAUAUCGCAUUCUGCAGGAGGAGGGCAUUGACCUGCCACGCUAUGCUGUGUUGAACCGAGACCCCGACAGACCUGAAGAGUGUAACUUGGUAGAGGGAGAGGACCAUGUAGAGGUGAAUGGAGAGGUGUUUCAGAAACCUUUUGUGGAGAAGCCCGUCUCUGCAGAGGACCACAACGUGUACAUCUACUAUCCAACCUCAGCUGGCGGAGGCAGCCAGCGACUCUUCAGGAAGAUUGGGAGCCGCAGCAGCGUGUAUUCCCCUGAGAGCACUGUUCGUAAGACUGGAUCUUACAUUUAUGAGGAAUUCAUGCCUACUGAUGGUACGGAUGUAAAGGUAUACACAGUGGGACCUGACUAUGCUCAUGCAGAAGCUCGGAAGUCCCCUGCUCUGGACGGUAAGGUGGAGAGAGAUAGCGAGGGGAAGGAGAUCCGAUACCCAGUUAUGCUCACUGCCAUGGAGAAAUUAGUGGCUCGAAAAGUGUGUCUGGCCUUCAAGCAAACAGUGUGCGGUUUUGACCUCCUACGAGCAAAUGGACACUCCUUUGUCUGUGAUGUAAAUGGUUUUAGCUUUGUAAAGAACUCCAUGAAAUACUAUGACGACUGUGCCAAAGUCCUGGGGAACAUGGUAAUGCGAGAGCUGGCUCCUCAGUUCCACAUACCCUGGUCCAUCCCCAUGGAAGCGGAGGACAUCCCUAUAGUCCCCACUACCUCAGGAACCAUGAUGGAACUCCGCUGUGUGAUUGCUGUGAUUCGCCAUGGAGAUCGCACCCCCAAACAGAAGAUGAAGAUGGAAGUGAGGAAUGCCCUGUUCUUUGAUCUUUUUGAAAAGUAUGGUGGCUACAAAACUGGCAAGCUCAAGCUCAAGAAACCAAAACAGCUUCAGGAAGUUCUGGACAUUGCCCGUCAGCUUCUAGCUGAAUUGGGUCAGCACAAUGACUGUGAGAUUGAGGAGAAAAAAUCCAAACUGGAGCAGCUGAAGACGGUCCUGGAGAUGGAGUCCAGCCUGAACGAUAAUCAGUAUGGUCAUUUCUCUGGGAUUAACCGAAAAGUGCAGCUGACCUAUCUGCCCAAUGGCCAGCCAAAAGCAUCAAGCGAGGAGGAAGACUCUCUGAAGGAAGGUCCAUCACUACUACUGGUGCUGAAGUGGGGAGGGGAACUGACGCCAGCAGGCCGCGUGCAGGCAGAGGAGCUGGGCCGGGCAUUCCGCUGCAUGUAUCCUGGAGGGCAAGGCAACUGCAGAUCCCUUGGCUGUGAGUCCCCUAUUGACUGUGGUGAUUAUGCUGGUUUCCCUGGUUGUGGAUUAUUACGUUUACACAGCACCUACCGCCACGACCUCAAGAUCUACGCCUCAGACGAAGGCCGUGUCCAGAUGACCGCUGCUGCUUUUGCAAAGGGUCUGCUGGCACUGGAAGGCGAGUUGACCCCCAUCUUGGUGCAGAUGGUGAAGAGUGCCAACAUGAACGGCCUGCUGGACAGUGACAGCGACUCGCUCACAGACUGCCAGCAGCGGGUCAAAGCCCGGCUCCAUGAGAUCAUGCAGAAGAACCAGGACUUCACUGAGGAGGCUUACCAAAAGCUGGCCCCAACUGGCAGCCCCUCUUUGGUCAACUCCAUGAAAAUUAUAGGAAAUCCUGUCAAGACAUGUGACCAGGUUUACGCCCUCAUCCAGAGCCUCACUUGUCAGAUCCGCAAACGGCUGGAGGACCCCAAAUCUGCAAAUUUGCAGCUGUAUCACAGUGAGACCUUGGAGCUCAUGCUGCAGCGAUGGUCCAAACUGGAGAGGGACUUCCGCAUGAAGAGUGGCCGCUAUGACAUCAGCAAAAUCCCAGAUAUCUAUGAUUGUGUGAAGUAUGACACACAGCACAACAGCUCUCUCGGCCUGGACAACAUGCUGGAACUCUUCCGACUCUCACGGGCGCUUGCUGACAUCAUUAUACCUCAGGAAUAUGGCAUCAAUAAACUGGAGAAACUGGACAUUGCCAGUGCCUACUGCCUGCCCCUGAUUAAGAAGAUCCAGCUGGACCUUCAGAGGACACACGAGGAUGAGGCCGUCAACAAGCUGCAUCCACUGUGGUUCAGGUAUUCGCGAGGCGUGAUGUCUCCGGGUCGCCAUGUGCGGACCCGGCUUUAUUUCACCAGCGAGAGUCACGUCCACUCCCUGCUCAGCAUCUUCCGCUAUGGAGGACUCCUCAAUGAGGAGAAGGACGAGCAGUGGAAGCAGGCCAUGGACUACCUCAGUGCUGUAACUGAACUCAACUAUAUGACUCAGAUAGUCAUUAUGCUGUAUGAAGAUAACAAUAAAGAUCCGUCUUCAGAGGAGCGUUUCCACGUAGAGCUGCACUUCAGUCCCGGGGUAAAGGGCUGCCAAGAUGAGGAGAACGCACCAAUGGGCUUUGGAUUUCGCCCUGCCUCUGUUGAGAACCAGGAGAAGCAGGAAGACCUCGGUAGUCUGGAGGAUUUGUCUGAGGAUGAGCCUGAUCGAGCUAUUCUUACUGAGCCCCUAAGCAUCCACAGGAAGUCCCCACUUAUUCGCAGUCGCAAAGCUGGCUCCAUGGAGGUCCUCUCUGAGAGCAGCACAUCAUCUCGCAAUACAUCCUAUCGCCUGUUUCCCUCGUGUUCCCGCCAGUCUUCUGACAUUAAGUCCAGCGGCCUUGGCUCUCUAUGCACGGGCCUCUUCAGCGCCUCUUUCCGGGGGGUGUCCUCCAGUGCCCCUAACCUGCGGGAAUUAGCCAGAGCCCAGCGUAAAAAGACCACCUCCCCCAGGAGGUGGUCUAAAAGAGACGAGUUGCUCUCAAUGCCGGCAGUAAAGCGGUUUUCAGUGUCGUAUGCCAGGCAUCCGAGUAAUGAGGCUGCAGAGGAGGAGCAGCAGGUAGCUGAAUUACUGGGUGGUCUCUCAGCUGAUCCUGCGUUGACUCAUCACCUCCAUCGCUGCUCCUACCACCUCCGCCUCUUCACUGCUUGGCUACGUUCCCACCCAGAGCCGCCCGACUGUUUUUCCGGGUUUGAAGGCUGCUCCAUGGUGCCCUCUAUCUACCCGCUGGAGACACUGCACAACUCACUGUCACUGAAGCAGGUGGACGAGUUCCUCAACAAAGUGUGUGAAAGCAGGAGUGAGACUCUCACUAAGACUUUGAAAUGUAGACACCGGUGGUCACCCUGGCACUGUGUCCAGUUUGGAACAUUCAUCUCCAGCAGCAGCAGAGUCAAUCAAACUUUGGUUUCAACAGUGAAUAAAUCUUACACGCUGCAGCUGCAUUAAUCUCACAUCACCUCUUUAUGCUCAUCUGAGCUUUACAUUGUCUUUCAUAGGUGAAGCUAAUUCCAAGGGAACAGUGUCUUCAUGAAGCCCACAUUGAGGCUGCUGAUUGCACUUGCUGUAUUUCUUCCAGUAAUGUAGAGCCUCUUUGGCUUCAGAACAAGAGCAUUACUUGGGCUGUCAGCCAUCAAAGAAAGAGCACUGAAUCCAGUAAUUAGUUAGCACUGCUAUACCUCUGUGCCCAAAGGACUGAGAUCUUAAUUAUAGUCCAUUCUGAGCAGUAUGAAGAUAAGAGGACUGGAAUACACACUAGUAAUUGUCCCUUCUCUCAGCUGAUUACACUUAUCGCAUCCCCACUUGCAGCAGAGUAGUUUCAUUGGAGAACAUAACGUCACUCUGAGCCAAGCAACACUCAAAAGAUGCGGGUAAACCAAUCACAGCACAGUGUUGUUGAGCUUAGAGAGGCUGUGUGGAGGUGUUGAUGUCUCCUACUUUAGCACUCACAUACUGAGUCAUGAUGCCAGUCAGUACAUGAAAGCAGAAAGUCUGCUACAGCCAGUUGAUCAAGCACAAUUUUUUUAAUCACUGCCUCUGUAUUUUAUGGGGUUUAACUUUUAAUGUUUUUAGUUUAGAAUUACAAAACUUGUUUUAACAAGAGAGGAAGACUUGAAAUUGACAAAUUAAAUUAUUCAUAAGUAUGAUAACAAUAUUUGAAAAUGUACUUUGGAUGACAACAGUGCCUUAGCCCUAAUGUUUGCUUUUUUGCCCAUUUUUUUGGCUUGUUUUUCUCUUUACAGGCAGUUCAUACAUAAACCUCUUCAGAGCAUAUUGAAGCGCUCUGCCAGAGUCCUUGAGGGCUAGUCAAGAAUGUUUAAAUAUUUGUGAUCUGCUGUCCCUGCCAAAGGAUUACUGUGUUCUAAUUGAAUGUAUUUAAUUUUAGAGAUUUCCAAGAUUAUAUAUUUUAUUAAUAAAAUUGCGUGUAAAGAUUAUAAUUGGCUUUAUUUGUUUGAGUUAAAAAGUACAAUAAUCUUGAAAGUUCUUGUGAAUGAACAACAAUCUGAAUAAAUUAUGCUGGCAACCAAUAA
Molecule: messenger RNA, 5159 nt
Organism: Colossoma macropomum (tambaqui)
Lineage: Eukaryota; Metazoa; Chordata; Actinopteri; Characiformes; Serrasalmidae
Gene: ppip5k1b
Product: diphosphoinositol pentakisphosphate kinase 1b
Exons: 32
Coding region: 376-4077 (1233 amino acids)
Biological process (GO): inositol phosphate biosynthetic process; inositol metabolic process
Cellular component (GO): cytosol
Molecular function (GO): 5-diphosphoinositol pentakisphosphate 1-kinase activity; inositol hexakisphosphate kinase activity; diphosphoinositol pentakisphosphate kinase activity
Source: RefSeq, a predicted model, not a curated record